Molecule: messenger RNA, 1369 nt
Organism: Syngnathus acus (greater pipefish)
Lineage: Eukaryota; Metazoa; Chordata; Actinopteri; Syngnathiformes; Syngnathidae
Product: coiled-coil domain-containing protein 89
Exons: 7
Coding region: 155-1210 (351 amino acids)
Source: RefSeq, a predicted model, not a curated record
UUUUUUUUUUAAGUCCAUUGUCUAACGAGCAUAAAAGAGGCAACUCGCAACUAGGAUACUCUUUUAAAAAAACUAGAAAAACGAGUCUAAUAAAACCAAUAUUCGUGAAUAUACUUCAAAAAGACAUCAAGAAGUCGGAGGGCCUUUUCUCAAUAUGUCGUCUCAUCGAAAAAAGUCUGAAAACCUGAGAAAGAAACUGACCAAGUCUGAGGAUAACCUGCUACUUAACGGAUUGUCACUCAACAAUUCCCACCUGGACAUCAAUCCAAAGACUUUAGAGAAAUGCAUGGACCUCUCCUGCUCCGAUUUAGAGGAGACAUUGCUGUUGCAGUCAAGAAUAAAAGAACAAGCCCAUUUGAUUUGUGUACUAAAAGAGAAGUCAGAUGAGCUGUUCAAACAAUGCAAAACCCUGCAGCAGGUCAAGGCCCAGCUGGAGAAACAACUUGACAGCUGUCAGAAAGACGUUAUACAAAAGCACCAAAGAGCGGAGCUGGUGGAAAAAAGAUUUCUGGAUUUAGAUGCCAACAGCCAAGCGAUUAUUGCGUUCAUGGAGGAGUACAAACGGCAGAAUGUGCAGCUGAAGCAGGAAAACAAGCAGCUGCAGGCGGAAAACGACAGGAUUUUCUCACAAAAGUUACACGAUAAAGAGGUUAUCAUUCAAAAUCUAACAAAGAAAAUCAAAGCAUUGACAGAGGAGUUCACCACUAAGGAGACUGCUUAUCAAGAGCGUCAAGAGAUGGCGUCGUCCUACCUCGAACAACUGAGCAAAGCCCAGCAGCAGCAGGAGGUCACAGAAGAAAUGUUGAAAGCUGUAAAACUGAAACUUGAAAACAUCGAGGAGGAGCGCGCGUUGAAGGAAGCUACACUGAAUAAAAGCAUCUUAAGUCUCACCAAAGAGAAGGAAAAAGUGCUGCGUACUUCUGUGGAACGAGAGAACAUCUUACAGAGGAAGCUAAAAGAACUCCAGCUUCUUGAGCUGCACUAUAAAGAACUGAAGAAAGCCCAAUUAAAAGCAGAGGAACGGUUUAAACAGCAAGCACAUGCAGUUAACGCAGAUAAAAGAGUCAGAUCGCUCAAGUCGGCCCUAGAAGAAGCCAGGACCAAGUACGAGAUGCUUCAAAAGGAUUUCAAGGCAUUCAAAGAACACAGCAACAGUCUCCUCACUAAGGAAAGAGAGCUCAAUAAGAUACUGAGACACUUGAGGAGCUAAACCUUUAGUGCACCCAAAACAAAGACCCAAGAAAGAGUAUUGCUGUAUGACAACGUCACCUUUACUCUCAUGCCAAGCUUUUCGGAACAAUACAAACCACAAGAUACUCAGCGUGACAGGUCAGAAGUUCCUCAAAUAGAAAUAAGACUGUACAAAUCA